AUGGCCAAAAGUUUUAACGCAUUGGUUGUCGAGGUUGGUGGCUUUGAGAAACUUCCAUUUAUUGAAAAAGAUGCAAGGAAUUAUAUUGAUAAGGCUCAACACCUUAGACUUGGCAAAGGAGGUGCUGAUGCACUUCGUGGUUAUUUUGAGAGGAUGCAGUAUAAGAAUGAUGGGUUUUACUCAUCGAUGGAUUUGGAUGAUGAUGCAUACCUAAUAAAUAGAUAUGGCAUACCAUUUGUCUCGUUUGUUGGUGUAAACCACCAUGGACAGUCAAUACUUUUGGGAGCAGGCUUGAUAUCAAGUGAAAAUACUGAAACAUUUGUUUGGUUAUUUGACACUUGGUUGAAGUGUAUGGAUGGGAAAGCGCCAAAAGCUAUCAUCAUUGAUCAAGACAGGGUCAUGAAAAAUCCUAUUGCAAUAGUGCUACCAAAUAUCCGGCAUAGAUACUGUUUAUGGCACAUACUAAGAAAAAUGUCCGAGAAGUUGGGCUCACAUGCUGAAUUUAAGUGUGGUUUGAAAAGUGCAUUGCAGCGAUGUGUGUAUGAUUCUCAGACUUCUGACGAGUUUGAGAAGUCUUGGGAGAGUCUCUAUAGUGGGCACACGUAUUGGGUUCCGAUAUACCUGAAAAAUAUAUUUUGGGUUGGGAUGAACACAACUCAGAGGAAUGAGAGCAUGAAUGCCUUUUUUGAUGGAUAUGUACAUUUAGAGACUACAUUGAAAGAAUUCGUAGAUCAAUUCGACAAUGCACUGAGGAAGAAUGUAGGGAAUGAGAUAGUAGCGGAUUUCCACUUAUUUAAUUGUACAAUCCCUUGUAUAUCUCAUUUACCCUUGGAGAAAAAAUUUCAAGCAAUGUACACAAAUUCCAAAUUUAAGGAAGUGCAGUCAGAAGUAAUGAGGAUUAUCUACUCUCACUGUGUUAUCAUAAAAAUAGAAGGGGCAAUUACUACGUAUCAAGUUAAUGACCAAAGAGAAGUUGAAGAUGACAUCAAGAAGUUAACUUUGCAAGCGUACUUCAAUGAAGAUGAGUGUGAGGCAAAGUGCAUGUGUGGACUAUUUGAGAUGAGAGGAAUUAUAUGUAAGUACAUUCUUUCAAUUUUUGCCGCAAGAGAUGUUCAAGAGUUGCCAGAAAAGUACAUUAUGGAGAGGUGGAGAAAUGACAUUAAACGUAGAUAUGCUCUUAUUCGCAGCAGUGACGAUGACUUGAGUGGUAAACCAGCUGCUAGUCGGUACUCUGGUUUGAUAAAAUUAUGUUACAAAAUAGCUACAAAUGCAUGUGAAAGCGAAGAUAAUUCCCUGGACAUAACACAGAAGCUAAAGACAAUGAAUUCAAUUUACACCAAGUCAAAGCCUCAGGCCACAGUUGCAAGCACUCAUACUUCCAUUUAUGCGAAACUAGAAAUUCGAAAAAAGUUUUGA
This is a messenger RNA of Carya illinoinensis, 1416 nucleotides long. Its product is annotated as protein FAR-RED IMPAIRED RESPONSE 1-like. The record is from RefSeq and is a predicted model, not a curated record. The coding region runs from base 1 to 1416 and encodes 471 amino acids. NCBI's taxonomy places the organism in Eukaryota, Viridiplantae, Streptophyta, Magnoliopsida, Fagales, Juglandaceae. The transcript has 3 exons.